UAUUUUAACAUAAAAAUUUGGAAAUAUUGUGAAAGAGCAAACAGAAAGAAAAAAAAUGAAAAUGAAAAAGAAGCCAUAAAGUUUUGCAACGAACCCUACCUCCUAUGUUGUAUUGUGGUGUUUGUUUUUUCUACUCCUCUUUUAAAGUAAAUCACUUCAUUUAUCUCUCUACUUUCUUCUUCUCCUUCUGCUCUUUGUUGUUUUGCUUUUUGUAUGUGUUGAGAUUCAAUCGAUGGCUUCAAGUGCUUCAAAGUUCAUAAAAUGCGUGACUGUUGGAGAUGGCGCCGUUGGUAAAACAUGUAUGCUCAUCUGCUACACCAGCAACAAAUUCCCUACUGACUACAUACCAACAGUUUUCGACAACUUUAGUGCAAACGUUGUAGUUGAAGGCACCACUGUUAAUCUAGGACUAUGGGACACUGCUGGGCAAGAAGACUAUAAUAGAUUAAGGCCUUUAAGUUACAGAGGAGCAGAUGUUUUCGUCUUGUCUUUCUCAUUGGUCAGCCGAGCUAGCUACGAGAAUGUCUUUAAAAAGUGGAUCCCUGAACUCCAGCACUUUGCCCCAGGUGUUCCAUUAGUCCUUGUUGGUACCAAAUUAGAUCUCCGCGAAGAUAGGCACUAUUUGGCUGACCAUCCUGGACUAUCUCCUGUAACCACUGCACAGGGAGAGGAACUGCGUAAGCUAAUUGGCGCUACAUAUUACAUUGAAUGCAGCUCAAAAACUCAACAGAACGUGAAAGCAGUUUUUGAUUCUGCAAUCAAGGAAGUGAUCAAACCUGUGGUUAAACAAAAGGAGAAGACUAAGAAAAAGAAGAAGCAAAAGUCAACACAUGGGUGUUUAUCCAUUCUCUGUGGGAGGAUGGUGACUCGGCAUUGAUGAUGAUGAUCUUACAUUUCACUUUUGAGUUUGUGUGAUAAAUGAGAGACAUAUAUAUAUAGAUGAGGUAAUAGAAGAAAGAUUAUUAGCCUCUAAUCAAUCAAAUAGUUUACAUUGAAGAGAGAAAGAGUCAGAGAGCUUACUAUUAUUAACUCAAUUAUGUUUAUUUGUUUCAAUCCUGUUAUUGCAAUAUAUUAGUCAUUUUCUUGU
This is a messenger RNA of Brassica napus (rape), 1087 nucleotides long. RefSeq names its product rac-like GTP-binding protein ARAC10. Bases 233 to 877 code for a protein of 214 amino acids. The record is from RefSeq and is a predicted model, not a curated record. Gene Ontology annotation, cellular component: cell projection; cell cortex; cytoplasmic vesicle. NCBI's taxonomy places the organism in Eukaryota, Viridiplantae, Streptophyta, Magnoliopsida, Brassicales, Brassicaceae. Gene Ontology annotation, biological process: establishment or maintenance of cell polarity; regulation of cell shape; cortical cytoskeleton organization. The transcript has 8 exons. Gene Ontology annotation, molecular function: protein kinase binding; GTPase activity; GTP binding.